Musa acuminata subsp. malaccensis (wild Malaysian banana) is the source of this 4253-nucleotide messenger RNA. RefSeq names its product LRR receptor-like serine/threonine-protein kinase RGI5. Gene Ontology annotation, molecular function: protein kinase activity; ATP binding; protein binding. Lineage: Eukaryota; Viridiplantae; Streptophyta; Magnoliopsida; Zingiberales; Musaceae. Gene Ontology annotation, biological process: protein phosphorylation. The record is from RefSeq and is a predicted model, not a curated record.
GGGACAAGCCAAGUGGGCUUGAAGUCAUGCUGCAAGCAAGUUGACUGAUAUCAUCAGCCCUCUUGAGGCUUUGACUCUUCUUCUAUCUCCCAGCAUUUACUUCGUGCAACGUUGAAACCUUGAAGAGUUGGGGAGGAGAGUGUGGUAGUAGCAGUAACGCAGCAGCAGACACCUUCUCCUGCGCUUUCGGCCUCCAUAUGAUCAUUGGGUGAAGCCGAAGCAAUGUGCAGCUCUCUUCUACGCCUCUCUCACAUGGAGCACAGCCUUCUCCCUCGCCCUUGGUUUGCGUGGGUAAAUCUCGGAACUCCUCACAUCCAAGCAUUUAAGGUUCUCUGCCUGUGACGUGCGCUGGAAUCUGAGUCACGUACUUCUUCCAGCUUCAGUAUCUUCAUCUUCUUACUCUGGAGAGCCUUUUGCAUCUUCAAGUGAAGCAGAGAAGACAAUUGGAGUCCUCUUGCUUCCAAGCGAAACACCCGAGUGACCAGUGCCAUUGUGCCAUCUUCAUCUUCCCUCCAACUUCUUUUUCCAUCGUUUCCUUCGUCCAAAGCAUUCUCACCUCCUACCUUGAUUGAUCCCACUUGGUUUUGGUCAAGAGUCUGAGAUCUAUUCCUCCUCCUCCCUUACAUUCAUCGCUUCCAGUUCCACCCUUGCUCACUGCACUCCAGGGAGCACAGCAAAUGAGCUGCAUAUGGUGGUGUUGAUUGGUGAUCCUUAGACCGUUUCACCGCCAUCCACCACCAGUUACGGAGGAAGACAGCCCAUAUGAGGAAGGCCGGCAGCAUUUCCACUGGCUCACUCUUCUUCUCAUUCUUCGCCAUGGCUAUUCUCAGUUUCAUCAGCCCGACCGUCUCUCUCUCCCCUGAUGGCAAGGCUCUCCUGUCCCUGUUGGCUGCAGCCUCCGCCAGCUCCUCCCCGGGUCUGCUGCCCUCGUGGGACUCCUCCCAUCCCACCCCCUGCUCUUGGCAAGGAGUCACCUGCUCACCUCAAGGCAGGGUCAUCUCCCUCUCGCUGCCGAACACCUUCCUCAACCUCACCUCCAUUCCACCUGAGCUCUCCUCCCUCACCUCCCUCCAACUCCUCAACCUCUCCUCGGCCAACAUCUCCGGUGCCAUCCCACCCUCGUUCGGCGCGCUCGCGUCGCUCCGCCUUCUCGACCUGUCCUCCAACGCCUUGUCAGGCCCCAUCCCGCAGCGGCUCGGAGCCAUGGCCUCUCUCCAGUUCCUGCUCCUCAACUCCAACCGCCUCUCCGGCUCCAUUCCUCCCGCGCUCGCCAACCUCACCUCCCUCCAGGUCCUCUGCCUCCAAGACAACCUCCUAGAUGGCUCCAUACCCUCCCAACUUGGAUCUCUGCUCUCUCUCCAACAGUUCCGCAUAGGCGGCAACCCCUACCUCUCCGGCCGUCUCCCCCCGCAGCUCGGUCUGCUGACCAAUCUCACCACCUUCGGCGCCGCCGCCACCAGCCUCUCCGGUGCAAUCCCCGCAGAGUUCGGCAACCUGGUGAACCUCCAGACGUUAUCUCUCUACGACACCGACAUCUCCGGUUCGGUUCCGCCGGAGUUGGGCUCGUGCUCGGAGCUGACCAAUCUUUACUUGCACAUGAACAAGAUCACCGGCGGGAUCCCCCCUCAACUGGGUAAGCUGCAGAAACUCACUAGCCUGCUCUUGUGGGGGAACUCGCUCACGGGACCGAUCCCGGGCGAGCUCGCCAACUGCUCGGAGCUGGUGGUGCUUGACCUGUCCGCGAACAAGCUCUCGGGGGAAGUCCCCAGCGAGCUAGGGGGGUUGGCGCUCCUGGAACAGCUCCAUCUCUCUGACAAUCUGCUCACGGGUGGCAUACCAGAGGAGUUGAGCAACUGCAGCAGCUUGACUGCUCUUCAGCUCGACAAGAACGCACUGUCCGGGUCGAUUCCAUGGCAUAUCGGGAGCUUGAAGUCCUUGCAGAGUCUCUUCUUGUGGGGGAACUCAUUGUCGGGAACCAUUCCACGGUCCUUCGGCAACUGCACCGAGCUCUACGCCCUUGACCUGUCCAAGAACAGUCUCACAGGGACCAUCCCGGAGGAGAUCUUUGGCCUGAACAAGCUCAGCAAGCUGCUGCUGCUGGGGAAUUCAUUGACGGGGUCACUGCCGCCAAGCGUGGCGAAUUGCCAGUCAUUGGUCAGAUUGAGGCUCGGAGAGAACCAGCUCGCUGGUGAAGUUCCAAGAGAGAUCGGUAUGCUGCAAAACCUUGUGUUUUUGGAUCUUUAUACUAACAAUUUCACCGGGAAAUUACCUCCUGAGAUUGCCAAUAUCACCGUGUUGGAGCUGUUGGAUGUCCACAAUAACCACAUCGCCGGGGAAAUCCCUCCUCAGUUGGGUGAUCUGAUGAACUUGGAACAGCUGGAUCUCAGCGAGAACAGCUUCGCCGGAGGAAUCCCUGCGAGCUUCGGCAAUCUCAGCUACCUGAACAAGCUCAGCCUGAAGAGCAAUCUGCUCACUGGCUCAUUGCCAAGAUCCAUAAGGAACCUGCAGAAACUGACCUUGCUUGAUGCGAGUGGCAAUGGCCUCUCGGGUCGGAUCCCUCCUGAGAUCGGCUCCUUGACGAGCUUGACGAUUAGCUUGAACUUGAGAUCCAACCGGCUCGUCGGAGAAAUCCCACAGGAGAUCUCCGGUCUGACGCGGUUACAGUCCUUGGAUCUUUCGGGCAACAUGCUCGGUGGAGGGAUCCAAGUCUUAGGCCUCCUCACCAGUCUCACCUUCCUCAACAUCUCAUUCAACAAUUUCUCCGGGCCAAUUCCCGCCACUCCAUUCUUUCGAACUCUGUCAACCAACUCCUACCUCCGGAACCCCGAGCUCUGUCCCUCUUUCGAUGGUUACACCUGUUCUUCCGACCUCGCUCCCAGAGCUGCCAUCAAAUCAAUCAAAACCGUGGCACUAGCGUGUGCCGUUCUGGGCUCCGCCGCUCUCUUGUUCGCAGCGACGUGGAUGCUUGUCGGCAGAAACCGAAAGCUCGCAGCAGAGAAGGCAGUGAGCAUACCGUCUUCUGGAUGUGAUGAUUUCUCCCACCCGUGGACCUUCAUCCCGUUCCAGAAGCUAAACUUCACGGUUGACAACAUCCUCGAGUGGCUGAAGGAUGAGAACGUGAUCGGAAAAGGUUGCUCUGGGAUGGUCUACAAGGCUGAGAUGCCCGGUGGCGAGCUUAUCGCGGUGAAGAAGCUCUGGAAAACGAAGAAGGAAGAAGAACUCGUCGACGCAUUCGAGUCGGAGAUCCAGAUUCUCGGGCAUAUCAGGCACCGAAACAUCGUGAAGCUACUGGGUUACUGCUCCAACAAGUGCGUCAAGCUGCUUCUCUACAACUACAUCUCCAAUGGCAAUCUGCAACAGCUUCUGCAGGAGAACAGGAACUUGGACUGGGACACAAGGUACAAGAUUGCGCUCGGAUCGGCACAGGGCUUAGCUUACCUCCACCAUGACUGCAUCCCAGCCAUUCUUCACAGGGACGUCAAGUGCAACAACAUACUGUUGGAUUCCAAUUUCGAAGCUUAUCUGGCCGACUUCGGAUUGGCGAAGCUGAUGAGUUCGCCCAACUUCCACCAUGCCAUGUCCAGGAUUGCUGGUUCAUAUGGAUACAUAGCACCAGAGUAUGGGUACACGACGAAGAUCACAGAGAAGAGCGACGUGUACAGCUACGGGGUGGUCCUUUUAGAGAUUCUAAGCGGGCGGAGCGCCAUAGAGCCGAUGGUUGGUGACAGUCUUCACAUAGUAGAGUGGAUGAAGAAGAAGAUGGGCAGCUUGGAGCCUGCGGUCAACAUCUUGGACCCAAAGCUACGAGGAAUGCAAGACCCAAUGGUGCAAGAGAUGCUUCAGGCGCUGGGGAUCGCCAUGUUCUGCGUGAACUCAUCCCCGUCGGAGCGACCCACCAUGAAGGAGGUGGUGGCGCUGCUGAUGGAAGUGAAGAGCCCACCCGAAGAAUGCGGGAAGACUUCAUCACAACAGCCUCUUAUAAUGUCUGUGAAACAUGGUUAGUGGAUGGGUCUUCUUCUUCGUUUACUGAGAGGAAGCUUCGCUUCAUUUCUUCUUCUCUUAGUCUGAUGGUGCCUUGCAAUUGUUGUACAGCCUGUUAGCUUUGCAACUUUUUGUAGUCUUCUUCAUCUUUCCCAUCCUAAGCUUUCCGACUACAGAGAGAGAGAGAGAGAGAGAGAGAGAGAGAUUCUGGAUCUGUCAAAUUUUUUUUCUCUCAGGAACUCGUAGCUACUAAUGAAUUUUGUUUUAGGAGU